Molecule: messenger RNA, 2082 nt
Organism: Opisthocomus hoazin
Lineage: Eukaryota; Metazoa; Chordata; Aves; Opisthocomiformes; Opisthocomidae
Source: RefSeq, a predicted model, not a curated record
AUGGUAAAAUCGUACGUGAUAAGUUUAGGCGACAUACAGGAACAGCUAGAAUUAUGCAGCAUCACUGAAGCUCAGAGGUAUGAAUGCACGUUAACAGCAUCUUCCUCAGGGCCAAGGUGCUCUUCUAGUAGUACAGCUCUUGGGAAGACUGUGGACAAUUCAGAAGUUACUCAAGAAGAAAUUGUGCUCCCACGAAAGAAAACCUGGGAUAAGCUAGCUGUUCUUCAGACAUUGGCUUCUACUGUGAAGAGGGAUCCUACUGCUGCUCAUUAUAUGUUCCAGGAUGACCCUUUCCUUAUCCCAAGAAAUGCAGCCAGUGCUCGUCUAUUUGCAUUGUCGAAGGAGUCUGGGAGAAAUGCUGCAAAGUACAUUAUUAAGCAAUUUCCUCAGUAUUUUGACAAGACUUUUGCAGAGCCCAACGUACCAUGCUUGAUGCCUGAGACUCUUACACCACAGAUUGAAGGAGUGAGUGAGGAAGCUCUAAAAGAGCGUAUCCACCUCAGAAGGGUGAAGGAGUCUGUGGAUCUGUUCGAUCAGCUCAUACAAGCAGGUACCCCCAUAUCUCUGGAGACCACAAACAGCCUUUUAGAUUUGUUAUGCUUCUGUGGAGAUGGAGAAGCUACUCCGGAAAAAGAGGAAGAAGAAAAAGAGGAUUUGGAAGAACCAGGGGUGAAUGCUUCAGAGCAGAAGGCUCCAAGGAGACGGUUCCAAAGGGGUUCACAGUCACCUGGGUGGAGGGAGGACAACAAUGCUGAAAGGAUAUUUAAGAUCAUGCCAGAGAGGAAUGCACACUCCUAUUGCACAAUGAUCCGUGGGAUGGUGAAGCAUGGGGCUUCUGCUAAAGCUUACGACAUGUACAUAGACUUGCUGAAUGAAAGACACAAGGCUGAUGUGCACACCUUCAACGCCUUGAUUACAGCAGUCCCAUAUCUAAAGGAGAAGUUCGUAGAAAGAUGGGAAUUAGCCAAGGUUUUCCUGAAUCACAUGGUUCAACAGGAAGUGCAACCAAAUCUGCUAACUUUUAACUCUUUACUGAAGACUCUGAGAAGAUGUGGUGGUGUAGGCAGAAGUAUGUCUUUAUUGGCAAUAAAGGAAAUGGAAGCACUUGAUAUAGAGCCUAGCCUGGCAACAUAUGAUCAUCUUCUCUUUAUAUUUUAUAGAGGCGUUGAUCUUGGCUCAUCAGGCGUCAUCUCUGAGGUGCUAGAUGAUGUCGAAAAGAGGAGCUUCACUCCCCAGGACCCAGAUGAUGCCAAAUUUUUUACCACCGCUAUGCAAGCGUGCUGUGAUCUUAAGGAUAUCAAGCUUGCCUAUCGGUUAAAUAAGGCAAUGGAGAAGGGGGACAACUGGAAAUUCUUGGACAUGGACCGGCUAAAUGCCUACUGGUCAAAAUUCUUUUCGUUGUUGUGUAUGAUGGAACAAAUUGAUGUUGUCUUGAAAUGGUACAAAGAAAUGUGCCCUUCGCUCUUCUAUCCAACUCCUAAAAAUAUAUUGGACCUCCUUCAAGCACUGGAUACAGCCAACCACUUGGAAGUGAUCCCUUCAGUCUGGGAAGAUAUGAAACAGCUGGGGUUUAAUAGGAGAUAUGACCUGUUGGAAGAGAUCUUGUCUUUGAUGAGCAGGGAGCAGCACCCUGAAGAGACUCAGCUGGCGUUUGCCAAGUGUGCCGAAGACAUCAAAGCUGUCCACGAGCAAACCGGGAGGGAGCAGGCCCCCUUGGAAUGGACAGGCAGUGCCCUGGGCAGUGUCGUUCUGUUGUUUUCCAGGGCUGGGAGAACCCAGGACGCUUGGAACAUGAUGGAGCGUUUCCAGCAAAUCAAUAGGAUUCCCACCGACCAAGUGAUGGAUGAGUUCUUGAACUGUGCUAAACAAACCAACAACCCAGAUGAAGCGAUUAAGCUGGUAAAGCUGGCAGCGUCCCUCGGUCUCCCUUCAUCUCAAAGGCUUAAAAGCAGAACGGAGGAGGAAUUUGAGCUCUCUGAAAAGCAGAAAAAGACACUGGAGAGUAUCAAGUCAGACAGCGACAGCAGCGAUAGUGACAGUGACAGCGACAGCGACCGUGACCGUGACCGUGACUGUGACUAG